This is a messenger RNA of Paramecium sonneborni, 2752 nucleotides long. The record is from the annotation of a GenBank genome assembly. Lineage: Eukaryota; Ciliophora; Oligohymenophorea; Peniculida; Parameciidae.
AUGGGAAUUUGCAAAAGUAAAUCACGAUCAAAAGAGGUUAAAUUAUCUACAAUAAGAAAAUUUUCUAAAUUGAACAUACAUUAGUUUUAUAGAUUUACCUAAAUAUUAGGUAGUGGAUCUUUUGGAACAGUAAAACUCGCUUUCAGUUUGGAAUAAGAAAGAAAUGGUCUUAAAUCAAAAUGUUAUGCAGUUAAAUCAAUAGAUAAAGUAAAGUGAAAAAUAAGUAUAGCAUCGAAUUGGUUAAAGAUUACAUUUGAUUUAAAGAGAAUUAGAAAUUCUUAUUCAAUUAGAUCAUCCAAAUAUAAUCAGAGUAUAUGAAACAUAUGAAGAUAUGAGAUACUAUCAUUUUGUGAUGGAAUAUUGUAGAGGAGGAGAAUUAUUUGAAAGAAUAGUUAGAAAAGGAGUAUUUUCAGAAAGGAAAUGUUGUAUAUUAAUGAAGUAGCUAUUUUCAGCUGUUCAUUAUAUGCAUGAAUAAGGAGUUACUCAUAGAGAUCUAAAACCUGAAAAUUUAAUGUUAGCAUCUCCUGAUGAUGAUUUUGACAUUAGAAUCAUUGAUUUUGGUUUAAGUAAGAAAUACCCACCACCUUAAUCUACAAAUGAAGGAAGAUCUUAGGUUAGAACUUAAACUAAAGUUGGAACUCCUAUUUAUGUUGCACCUGAAGUUUUAUAAGGUAAAUAUUCUUAAACAUGUGAUGAAUGGUCAUUAGGAUGCAUUAUGUACGUACUAUUAUGUGGUCAACCACCUUUCUUUAGUAAUAAUAUAAGAGUUUUAGAAGAAAAAAUUUAAAACAAAGAUAUUCAAUUCGAUGAGAAUUCUUGGUAAUAUAUCUCAAGAGAAGCAAAAAUGCUUGUUAUCAGAUUGCUAGAUAAAAAUCCGAAAAAACGCAUAACAUGUGCGUAAGCCUUAUCUAGUCCAUGGAUUUAAAAUUAUGCUUUUGCACCUCCAAGCAGAGUUGAAUCAAUCCCCAAUAAUGAAUAAGAAAAUGAAAAAGCCAUUUAAUUACUCAAAACCUAUGGAAAUAUAUCAAAGUUAAAGAAAGAAACUCUUAAUAUAUUAUUAAAUUAACUAAAUUAAAGUUAAGUUCAAUCUCUUAGAUAAUAAUUUGAAGAAUUUGAUAAAGAUAAUAGUGGUACAAUCUCUGUUAAAGAAAUGACUUUAAUUAUAAAAAAAUUAGGAUUAAAUGAUACUGAAAAAGAAAUAUAAGAAUUAAUUAAAAAAUUUAAAUUUUCCAAAAAAAAUGAUAAUACCUACUAUGGAGAUUAAACAAUUCAUUAUUCUGAGUUUAUGAUUGCCUUAUUAAACUAAUAGUAAUAUUUAAACGAAGAGAGAUUAUGGGGUUUAUUUAAAUAAUUUGAUAUAGAUAACAAAAACUAUAUCACAAGUCUUGAUGUUAGAAGAGCUUUUGAAAGAAGAGGCAAAUAAUUAUCCACAGUUAAGGUAGAUACAAUGUUUAAUGAAAUAAGUAUGAAUAGCUAAGACAAAAUUGACUUUUAAAGAUUUCAUGAGAUGAUGUUANGGAAAUGUUGUAUAUUAAUGAAGUAGCUAUUUUCAGCUGUUCAUUAUAUGCAUGAAUAAGGAGUUACUCAUAGAGAUCUAAAACCUGAAAAUUUAAUGUUAGCAUCUCCUGAUGAUGAUUUUGACAUUAGAAUCAUUGAUUUUGGUUUAAGUAAGAAAUACCCACCACCUUAAUCUACAAAUGAAGGAAGAUCUUAGGUUAGAACUUAAACUAAAGUUGGAACUCCUAUUUAUGUUGCACCUGAAGUUUUAUAAGGUAAAUAUUCUUAAACAUGUGAUGAAUGGUCAUUAGGAUGCAUUAUGUACGUACUAUUAUGUGGUCAACCACCUUUCUUUAGUAAUAAUAUAAGAGUUUUAGAAGAAAAAAUUUAAAACAAAGAUAUUCAAUUCGAUGAGAAUUCUUGGUAAUAUAUCUCAAGAGAAGCAAAAAUGCUUGUUAUCAGAUUGCUAGAUAAAAAUCCGAAAAAACGCAUAACAUGUGCGUAAGCCUUAUCUAGUCCAUGGAUUUAAAAUUAUGCUUUUGCACCUCCAAGCAGAGUUGAAUCAAUCCCCAAUAAUGAAUAAGAAAAUGAAAAAGCCAUUUAAUUACUCAAAACCUAUGGAAAUAUAUCAAAGUUAAAGAAAGAAACUCUUAAUAUAUUAUUAAAUUAACUAAAUUAAAGUUAAGUUCAAUCUCUUAGAUAAUAAUUUGAAGAAUUUGAUAAAGAUAAUAGUGGUACAAUCUCUGUUAAAGAAAUGACUUUAAUUAUAAAAAAAUUAGGAUUAAAUGAUACUGAAAAAGAAAUAUAAGAAUUAAUUAAAAAAUUUAAAUUUUCCAAAAAAAAUGAUAAUACCUACUAUGGAGAUUAAACAAUUCAUUAUUCUGAGUUUAUGAUUGCCUUAUUAAACUAAUAGUAAUAUUUAAACGAAGAGAGAUUAUGGGGUUUAUUUAAAUAAUUUGAUAUAGAUAACAAAAACUAUAUCACAAGUCUUGAUGUUAGAAGAGCUUUUGAAAGAAGAGGCAAAUAAUUAUCCACAGUUAAGGUAGAUACAAUGUUUAAUGAAAUAAGUAUGAAUAGCUAAGACAAAAUUGACUUUUAAAGAUUUCAUGAGAUGAUGUUAGCGGAUUCUCUUAAAACUCAAGAUGAAGAUAUUCAAAUUCAAAAUAUCAGUAAAGUUUCUACCAAUAAUCCGCAAAAUUUGGCUUAUCUAAAUUAUUUAAACUAACCUAAUGGAGACUUCAAUAUUGAUAUUUGA